UAAUCGACCCCCCAUACUGCCCCUAACCGCGAGACCGCCAUCUUGUUUAUUUUUGUUCACAUCCCGGCGCCGUACUCGGUCUUCUGAAGAUCUAUUCACUUUGUUUCAUAGCAGUUUGCCCCGUCAAAGGGGUCGAAUCUGCAGACAUUGGGCGAAUUGCUAGUAAGCACGUAAGGACCGUCUCGCAGAGAAGUCUUCUGACUCCCGGGCGAGAAAAACAAACGGUCACAUCACCGCAGACUAAUGAUAUGAACAACACGAUGAUGAACCAUGUAAACGACAACGAUGGGAUCAAAACAGAAGCGGAGGAAAUGGACACUGAUCAGGAUGGUAAUAACUGUCAUAAUGGCAGUGAAAAUCAAGGUGCAAUAAAUGGUGAGGUAAAAUCAGCAGCCACCAACAAUGAUGAGGAAAUGGAGGAAGAUGAGAGUCGAGCUGAAGCCACAUUCCAGUUUGUGGUGGAGAACUUCAGCAAACUGGAAGAGUCAGUUCUCAGUCCACCCUGCAUGGUCAGAAAUUUGCCAUGGAAAAUAAUGGCAAUGCCUCGAAAGAACCAGAGUGCAGAACGGCAGAGAAGUUUCGGCUUCUUUCUUCAGUGCAAUGGAGAGACCGAAUCCACCUCAUGGUCAUGCCAUGCUUCAGCAGAACUCCGGAUGCUCAAGUGGGACCCAGAAGGGGAACCCUGCAAGAGAAACAUUCAGCAUCUGUUUUACCACAAAGAAAAUGAUUGGGGAUUCAGUCACUUCAUGGCAUGGCAAGAUGUGCUUGACCCUGCCAAUGGUUAUAUCAAAGAUGACAAAAUCAUCUUAGAAGUUCAUGUCACAGCAGAUGCUCCUCAUGGCGUAAGCUGGGAUUCCAAGAAACAUACCGGUUUUGUGGGCCUAAAAAAUCAGGGAGCCACUUGCUACAUGAAUUCACUGCUGCAAACUUUGUUCUUCACAAAUAAACUCAGAAGGGCUGUAUACCUGAUGCCCACCGAGAGUGAUGACGGCACUCGAAGUGUACCUCUCGCCCUUCAGAGAGUCUUUUAUGAGCUUCAGUUCUCAGACAAACCAGUUGGAACUAAAAAACUCACAAGAUCCUUUGGAUGGGAGACCUUAGAUUCCUUCAUGCAGCAUGAUGUCCAAGAAUUGUGCCGUGUGUUGCUAGACAACAUGGAGAGCAAGAUGAAAGGCACAUGCGUGGAAGGAACAAUUCCGAAGCUUUUUGAGGGUAAAAUGUUGUCAUACAUCCGAUGCAAGCAUGUUAACUAUGACUCCAAACGAGAGGAGACCUUCUUUGAUAUUCAACUCAAUGUCAAGGGGAAGAAAAACGUUAAUGAGUCUUUCAAGGAAUAUUGCACAGUUGAAACACUUGAUGGUGACAACAAGUACGAUGCAGGGGAAUAUGGUCUGCAGGAGUCAGAGAAGGGUGUCAUGUUCCUCUCUUUCCCCCCUGUGUUACACCUCCACCUAAUGAGGUUUAUGUAUGAUCCAGUCACAGAUGCAAAUAUCAAAAUCAAUGACAGAUUUGAAUUCCCUGAGAGGUUGAAUCUGGAUGAGUUUCUUCAGAAAAAGGAGAAGACCUCUGCUACCUACCUUCUACAUGCAGUACUUGUACAUAGUGGUGAUAACCAUGGCGGGCAUUAUGUUGUAUAUAUCAAUCCAAAAGGAGAUGGCAAAUGGUGCAAAUUUGACGAUGAUGUUGUCUCUCGGUGUACAAAGUCAGAAGCCAUUGACCAUAACUUUGGCGGGCAGGAUGAAGACCUGACCGUCAGACACUGUACAAAUGCUUACAUGUUGGUGUAUAUACGUGAAAGUGAAUUGAAUGAAAUCCUUGAGCCUGUGUGUGAGAAAGAUAUUCCUGAUUCUUUGGUUGCCAGAUUGACAGAAGAAAGAAAAUUGGAGGCUCUCAAGAGGAAAGAGAGAACAGAAGCUCACUUGUACAUGAAUGUGCACAUGUUGACAGAAGACAACUUUUGUGGUCACCAAGGCAAUGAUCUGUUUGACACAGAGAAAGUCAACUACAGGAGUUUCAAAGUAAAGAAAAUGCUCACACUCACUGAAUUCAUGGAUACCCUGGCAGAUAACCUGAAAUACCCAGUCCAACAGAUCAGACCAUGGCCGUUUCACUGCAGGCAGAACCAAACUUUCCGGCCCUCAAUCCUCGAUUUAGAGGCUGACUUCAACAAACAGGUGAUAGAGCUUGCAGAGCAGGAGAACCCCUGGAUUAUCUUUGUGGAAACUCUUCACCCAGAAAGUGGACUCCAGGAGCUGCCUCAAUUUGACAAAGACACUGAUGUCCUUCUUUUUCUGAAAAUGUAUGAACCCAGAACAAAGUCCAUUUCAUAUGUUGGACAUUUGUAUGUGCCCAUCUCUACCAAAGCACAUGAGUUGGUUCCAGAUUUAAACAGAAAAGCUGGCUUCCCCGUGAAUACGUCCCUUUUGCUCUAUGAGGAGGUGAAACCCAACAUGAUAGAGCGACUGGAGGAUCUCAGUUUGCCCAUGGAGAAGUUGCUUGAUGAGCUCAUGGAUGGCGACAUCAUCGUCUUUCAGAGAGAGGAAGAGGAUCUCACUCAGUAUCCCCUGCCCACUCCCAAGGAGUACUUCAGGGAUCUUUUCUAUCAAGUGGAGGUGACGUUCUGUGAUAAAUCUGUAGCCAAUGACUCAGGUUUCACCCUGGAUCUGUCUCAGAAGAUGAACUAUGACCAGAUGGCCAAUGCCGUUGCGCAUCACUUGAGUACGGAUCCCUAUAAGCUGCAAUUCUUUAAAUGUCAAGGGUAUAGGGAUGGACCAGGGAACCCAGUCAAGUGCACUUAUGAGGGAAAUUUGAGGGAUCUCCUAGUUUACUCUAAACCGAGACAACCGAAGAAACUCUACUACCAGCAGUUGGACAUGAAGAUCAAUGAACUGGAAAACAAGAAGCAAUUCAAAGUGUUAUGGCUCAACAGCAAGAUGAAGGAGGAGAGAGAACUGGUGCUGUACCCAAACAAGAACGGCAAAGUGCAAGACUUGUUAGAGGAGGCCAAGAAACAAGUGGAGCUUUGUGAAAAUGGCUCAGGGAAACUAAGGCUACUAGAGAUCAUCAGCUACAAGAUCCUGGCUGUACAAAAGGAGGACCUUGCGCUGGACCACCUAGUGGUGGGCGGGACCAAAACGUACCGUAUCGAAGAGGUCCCUGCCGAGGAGAUGAACAUACCCACUGAUGAGUUGCUCAUUCCUGUCGCUCAUUUUCAGAAGGAAAUGUACCAGACCUUUGGCAUCCCUUUUCUUCUGAAAAUCAAAGAUAAUGAACUGUUCAGUGAUGUGAAAGAGAGAAUACAGAAGAAACUUGAUAUUCCUGAGAAAGAGUUCGAGAAGUACAAGUUUGCAAUCAUCGUGAUGGGCAGACUGGAGUACAUCUCUGAAGACUCUCAGGACGUCCGUGUUGAUCUCAAGAAGUUUGUGCCUCAUCCAGUGCAAACUGGCAUGGGUAUGCAGGCGCGCCCCUGGUUAGGUUUGGAUCACGUGAACAAGACUCCAAAACGAGCACGUUACAACUACCUGGAGAAAGCCAUCAAGAUUCACAACUGAAAGGAGUACCCACAAGGCAGCUAGCUUACUCUUCUUCGUCGUCCUCGUUAAGUGUUCCCCAAGACCUGAUAAUGAUGAGAUACAGAUAUAAGAGUUUCAGAUUGAGUAUAUUCCUGAAACAUGUAAAUUUGAGCGCGUAGACACUCAAAUGUCCGAUGUUGAGAGACAGGUAUGGGGUGGUUGAAUUUUGAAAUGCUUGGCACUAUUCCAAAGUGUUCAUAGGAAAUGAUACUCAGUGAAAGUUCUCCUGGUUUCCAAGUUAAAAAAAGAAACGCAGGAUGGUUGGACAUUGAGGCACUUAAUGGCUCUGUAUUUCUGUGGGGAAAACCCUUUCUGUUCUGUCCUGCUCUUUUUUAAGUUAAAGGAGCUGUGAUUUGUACCCUGUACCCAUAUGGGGCUCUUCUUGUGGUAACUGCUCUUAUACGAGUCUUUGCUUGUUAAACUACCGUGGCAUGUGCAAGUCUGUUGAAAGGAAGCUUGAGUAGUGGACAAUUAAUGUGAAGAGGGGGGGGGGUGUAAAGGGUUUGAUUGGAGAAAGCUGGAUGAAGGGACGUGGUAUUUGCUCCCAGGUAAUUUUGUCUUUUGCCAGCUUGAUAUUUCGAGUGGGGCUUUUUUUUUUCUUGAGGUCGUCUACACUCAUGGCAAAUACACUAUACACACACCCAUGCCCUGUAUAGAUAACCCAAUCAGCAAGCUGCACAUAAAGGCAACUGGCAUCAUGAAACUGACCUCUGUGAAUAGGUUGGGCCCUUUUUCUUUUUUUUUUCAAAGGUUUGAGUUUCUCCCUUACACCCGCAUGUGUUGAGUAUAUGUCAUCUUCAACUUGACCCAAGGGUCACCACUGUCUGGUACAAGUGCAUUCUUAAGGCUUGAAUGUUUUGGCUCUAGUUUGUAACGUCUUUCCUUUUUCGCUGUUAUAGAAGCAUCAGCGGUUUACCAAUUGAUUGUUCUGUUUUGGUAUGAUGAGGUUUUGGAUUCGAGUCCUUUUGAGUUUAGCAUGCACUGUCUGUGGGGGCUGUCUGAAAGUGGUUGGGGGUUGUUACACUGAAUAGAGGACACACUCUCUUUUUCAAAUUGGCUGGUGUAAAGAAUGUUAGUUAGUAAACAAAUUGUUUUGUCUUUAGGAAAACUCUGUGCUUGGAUUCAUGGCCUUGCUCAUGUUCUCACCGGAAACUGAUGCAAUGGAUGGCUCUGUGAGUAAAGUUCUGACGGAGCUGCUUUUUUUUACAAGGGCUAUUGUAAAGAUAGAUUGGUUUUGGUUGUGUCAUGAUGAAAGAAAGGUGUGCUUGUGAUUUUUUGUAAUAAUUUUUUUGUGGAAGGACAAAAUAGGACAGGAUCUUUUUGAAUAUUUAUGUACUGCUGUUCUUUAGUAAAUGUGGGAGGAAGAAGUGCUAUGCCUGGUGUUAUAGAUCAGCUGUCUAUAAAGAUAAUGUUUAUUUCUUCUUUUUUUUUCCAAGGGGCGGGAGUUGCAAUGUUUCAUUUUAGAAAGCUGAGUGUGUUGCUGAUCUUCCGUGAAUACUAAACAGAGACCUGUAAUACCUAUUUCCCUUUCUUUUAUAGAAUGAGCAUAUUAUUAUAGUUUCACUUCUUUGUUGCUAUUAAAUGCCUCGUUUAAAAUAAUUUUUACAGUAAGACAUGAGCUUUCAUUUCUUGCUAGGUUUAAACUGGCAGGCUAUGUUGUUCGUAUUUGUAGCAAUGAAUUUUUCAAAUGAGAUCCUUAAAUUACUGUUUGCUCUUUAUUUAGAAAUAUUUUAUUUUUAGAUAUGCUUUCACCUUUCUUGUGGGGAGGUGUUCCCUAUUUUUACACAAAUUUACCAAUUCUACAUAAACAGGCAUGCUUGGUCAUAAAGACUGUGUUUACUCCCAUGUGUUUCUCAAAUUAAUUUAAAUAAACAUGUUAGUACGAAUAGUUUUUCGUAAAUUUGAAUCUAAAUCAUUUUGCUCUUGGCAUUCAGCAAGUUGUCUUUGUUAAUGAAAUAAAAGGGUGAGCAUUCUUAUUAUGUGUCCCUGUUGUGGUCGAAGCUUCAUUAUUUAUGUUUCAAAGCUGAUUGUGUUGACUGUUCUCAGUUUCAUUUGAGAGAAAAUGUUUUUGUGUUGUAGGCUACUAUAGUUUCAGUUGAGAUCAUUCUUUUCUCGUAAGCUACUACUGAUCUUUCUAUGUUCCUUUCACUGGAUGGGCUUUCUUGGACAGUUUACGAUAUAACAAAUAGGCAUGCCAAAUGUUUUUCAGAAAAGAAAAAUCUACAAGCAAAACUGUUUGUUGUAAGAAUACAGAUCACUCUUCAUGUUUUCUUUCCACUCAGUGUCCUAAUUUUUAUAGACAUUGCCAAGAAUUGGACAGGUGAUGCUUGCAAUCCUUCCCUCAUCCCUCCCUUUGGUUGUCCUCACAACUGACAGAAAUGUAGCAUGUAUACUAGUCAGUUAGAAACCCUCCCCCAUCCCCACAGUCUGUAGGUCAGUCACUUUGGUGUGAAAUCAUUUUGCUAUAACAGGUGUACUGUCUGAGCAUGCACAGCAAACAUGUGGGUUUUUUGUAUUUUUAUUGAUUAUUAUUAUUUAAACUGUUAGUUUGCUUUUUGCUUGAGUUCUUUUUUGUACUGUCCUCUCCUCAGGUUGUCCAUUCUUCACGGGUAAUGCAAUCUCUAGAUAGGUUCUCUAAAUAAUUCCAUCCUAUUCAUCUGAUUAACCUCCCCAUUGCUUAUGGUCUGCUGCUUGAGUGUUCCUGGUUCAAUGUAAUACGGCUUAUAUGGCCUCAGUUUACCCUUAACUACAUUCAAUUUAGAGUGAGCUUGACCCCAAAGUUAGUGGGAAGUCAUGUGUGACUGAUAGAAUAAGCGGCUCGGCAUCUCCGUGCCAGUAGUCUGGGAGAUCAAGUCGGGCCAGUCUGAUCAGAGAAUGAGGUUUUGAUACCAGGUAAGAAAAUAAAAGCACCGUAAAGAAAGUAGAUCUACUUGUUUUCUAGUCCUCUUCUUGCAAUCAAAAAGAUAGAACAAGUAUUGGGGGGGGGGGGGGGUUGUUUGUUGGUUUGUUUGUUUUUUUCUACUGUUCUGCCUUAUUGGUAUAAUUAUUCUACCAUGUUUGUUUUUUUCUGUACUGCUACAGAGUGAUAGUAAAGAAAAUGAGGUUGGUUUUUAUGUGUUAUAAAUGUCAGAAUAUGAAAAGAUAUUACUUCUUGAGUGUGUCUUUUCUGGGUAUACCGCAACAGGUCUUUUCUGUUGGGCAAUGUACCUGUCUGUGGACUUGUGUUACAUAAAGAUGUACUUGAUAAUAUGAAGCCACGACUGUUGGCGUUUAGGCAGCUUAGAUGAUAUAACAUUACUCAAUGUGGAAGACCUCAGUUUUAGCUAUUACAGUGCUAAAGCUUGGGGGAGUUUGGACAGUUGGGUCUUGUUCUUUAAUUAAAGAUUUAGGGCUCUUCACCCCAUGCUUUUGAGACAGGCUCCUUUUGUUGAUAAAGACCCAAGAUACUCCCCAAGCAAGGGAAAGCCAGCGCCUAUAGAUGUUCUUGAAAUUGCUCGCUCUUUGCCAGCACUUGCAGUAAUUGUAUGUGGUGAAACUACAGCUUAAAACUACUCUCUUUGUGAUGGAAAGAGAAUUGUACUUUUACUGUUGCCUUGGGGUUUUUUUUCACAUUGUUUUACUGUUUAUAAUUGUAUCUAAAGUAGCUGCUUUGAGCUCCUAUAUAUAUAAUACAUUUUGUUAAAAUAUCCCUCUUCUGGAUCCAGGGAAUAGUUUCUGGGCUACCCUCAGUGGUGUUGGAGGCAGAUGUUAGCUCUAAGGUCUCUUCCCCCCUCCUCCCGCAGGUGGCUUCAAUAACAAUAACAGUACCAGUAUUGAAAGGAAUUUCGACCUCAAAACCGAUUAUACUUAACGUUUCCUUGUAUUCUAUUUCUGACAUUUGAUUUUUACUGACCGUCAUUUUUUGCCUGUCAGGUGCUGCACACUUCAACAAGCUGAAUUUGAAGGCCAGGUUCCCCAGUGGUGGCCUAGUUCCGUCCCUGGUCAUUAAUUUCUUGGCGGAGCCAAUUGAGAUUGACUAUGAAUGUGUAUUGUAUUUUCAGGGAAGGGGACGUGGAGUGUAGGGUUAAUUUGUUUCUACCAAAGCACUCAGACUUUUUUUGCACGUAGUGUGGUCCUCGUGUACUGAAAUCUAAAGCGGGUUGUGUAUCAAACAUAACGUAGGACUUUUAUGUCAGUUAUGUUCCAUAUUCUGUUGGGAGGAUUCCCUUGAGGCUUUUUCAGUCUCGUCGUCUGUGUAUAUUCUUGGAGCAUACUUUAUGUACAAAGUUGUCUAAUUACUCAGUUGCUUAUUUGAAGCGAGUGUUGUUGUAAUCAUGUUUUACGAGCUGACAUGGACCUUCUCUUUGUGUGUUGUACUCAUAACAAUAUUAUGUGUACAGUUAAAAAAAAAAAAAAGUAUUUUCUUUAUGCAUCCUGAAUUGUAGCAGAAAUGUACCUCUCUUUCCAUCUCUCACAAUCGAAAGUUUAGGCUUAGCAAAAUAAUUUUGUGUGUGAAUGGCAAUUGUCAUCUUAUUAUGUAACUUUUAUUUUCGGGGAAGAGGAGUGUUCCCUUGGAAAGAAUAACCGCGAAAGACCUUUAAUCUUUAAGCUCAGACUAUUUUUUUAAAAUAGAGUGAUCAAUAUGUUUUUCCAGUAUUGUGUACUCGGGGUGUAUUGGGGGUGGAGGACAUGUAGGCCUACCCAGUCUUCCGGGAUAAAAGUGAAAAACAAGCAUCACGUUUAACUUUUUACAGAAAUAUUGGUUCUAAAAGUAAAAGUCAGAUCUGGAAUUUCUGCAAGCAAAAUAUAAUAAUGAAGUUUCUAGAUCUUGCUAAAACUGAGAUGUCUCUCUUUCCCUUUGUCCAUCGAUAAUUCCUUUCCUAAGAUUCAAGAUGUCUGUCCUGUGUUUCUUUCUCCAGUUGUGUCCAAGUUUUGUCUCCACCGAAAUGCUAUAAAUAUAACAUGUGUAAUUAAGAUCACCUUUAAAAGUGGUAUAUCUGUCUGUCUGAAAGGCAAAAGAUUCUAUGUUAUAGAAAUAGAUCAAAUGUCGGCAAUGCAUGUGCGAAGUGCAAAAGUUGGUUGUACUCGUGAGUUGAACCCAUAGUCCACACAACCCCUGAGAUGGUAGUAACUGGAAUGAGAAGAAAAACAAAAGUUGAUGGCAACCUAAAUAAGAAAAUGAAGUAAGUAAACCACUGUAUAUUUAGCUGUGGACAUCAAGAAGCAAUAAAGAAUAAUGCUGUUGUUGUGGCAGUGGUGAUGACGAUGCUGUAUAAUCAUUCAUAGAUUUAUGGAAGAAUGCGAAGUUGGAGUAGUGAUGUUGGUGAUUAUUUUGCUUUCUUUUGUUUAGUUCUUGUUUUUUGUAUUUUUGUCUUGGUUUGUUGUUUUGUUGGGUUUUUUUUUUAAUUCUUCCUCCUUAGUUUCAUUGAAUCUGGUCGUAAGAGUGUCUGUGUCAUGCUUUUUAUUUUUGUUCCAUGAUGAGAUAAAAUGAAUAAACGAUGCCUACUACGAAGU
This is a messenger RNA of Aplysia californica (California sea hare), 9065 nucleotides long. RefSeq names its product ubiquitin carboxyl-terminal hydrolase 7. The coding region runs from base 249 to 3551 and encodes 1100 amino acids. Gene Ontology annotation, biological process: regulation of protein stability; protein deubiquitination. NCBI's taxonomy places the organism in Eukaryota, Metazoa, Mollusca, Gastropoda, Aplysiida, Aplysiidae. Gene Ontology annotation, molecular function: protein binding; cysteine-type endopeptidase activity; cysteine-type deubiquitinase activity. Gene Ontology annotation, cellular component: cytosol; nucleus. The record is from RefSeq and is a predicted model, not a curated record. The transcript is spliced from 32 exons.